Molecule: messenger RNA, 3139 nt
Organism: Esox lucius (northern pike)
Lineage: Eukaryota; Metazoa; Chordata; Actinopteri; Esociformes; Esocidae
Gene: e2f2
Product: E2F transcription factor 2
Exons: 6
Coding region: 507-1928 (473 amino acids)
Biological process (GO): regulation of transcription by RNA polymerase II
Cellular component (GO): RNA polymerase II transcription regulator complex
Molecular function (GO): RNA polymerase II cis-regulatory region sequence-specific DNA binding; protein dimerization activity; DNA-binding transcription factor activity, RNA polymerase II-specific
Source: RefSeq, a predicted model, not a curated record
AAUGUUUUUUUUCCGGACAGGGAACCUGACAAUAGCAAGUAUCUCCUCCGGAAAACCUGAAAAAUCCUACUAAAGCUCUUGGCUUUUCCACAGAUUUUCUUUUAAAGACUACAACUUCAGAGUUUGCUGAUACUAGACUUUCAAAUAUCAGGACUACUUGUUUGUUUAUUUAUUUACCAAAUAGGCAACGUUUACGUUUGGUCUUUACCCUCUACCGGACAAAGGAAUAUUCGUUGCAAAGCAAGUACUCGUUACCUAGAAAUAUAAAAGCAAGUAAUAUAUUAUAUUUAAGAAAAGGAUGUAUGUAUUUUGCACAUCAAUUAAUUUAAUAACAAUUUAAAGGAAUAAUUUGUACUGUUUGCAAGCAACGAUUUGAGAACGUUUUGAAUUCGUAACGGAGAGAAAACAACUUCUCUUAUUCACGGUCGUGAAUACAGAUUUGUUAGCUACUACUGUAGCUAGCAAAACUUUUUUAUUUGAACAUACGUUAUUUUUAAUUCAGUAAAAUGAUGCGGAUACCCAAAGGCAUUUCCCCGGCAUCUGGUCGAGGUUCUGUGGGAAUGUCGUGUUCGCAGAAGAAAGUUUUCUCCGGAGUAAAGACAGAGUUCUUUAGCACCGGACUAUCCAGUCCGCCGUUGAACUCGGUACCGACUGGGUACUUCACCCAAAUCUGCAACACUACAGCCGCGGAACAAAGCAGGGCAAACUGUCUAUAUGCUACCCCCCACGGACCCGAAGCUAAACCCAUCAGGUCAUCAUCCGGCCGUCUCCCGGCCAAGAGAAAGCUGGAUCUGGAGGACCCCCUCUACCUCCCAGACUUCAGGACCCCAAAAGGAAAGGGGUGCGUGGCCGUUGCCAGGCUCUCAAGUCCCAAAACGCCCAAGUCCCCCGGGGAGCGGACGCGCUAUGACACCUCCCUGGGCCUGCUGACCAAGAAGUUUGUGGGCCUGCUGAGCGAGUCGCCGGACGGCGUGCUGGACCUCAACUGGGCCACCGAGGUCCUGGAGGUGCAGAAGCGACGCAUCUAUGACAUCACCAACGUUCUGGAGGGUGUGCAGCUCAUCCGCAAAAAGUCCAAAAACAACAUCCAGUGGAUGGUUGGCAGUGUGUUUGAGGGCUCGGCCAGCGGGGGGGAGGAGUCCCGUGCCCUGCGGCGGGAGAUUGGAGAGCUGGACAGGGCCGAGAAGGUCCUGGACGACCUGAUCACAUCCAGCAGCACCAACCUGAAGGAGCUGACCGAUCACCAAGACAACCAGCGGCUGGGCUACGUCACCUACCAGGACUUCAGGUCUAUAGCCGGCCUUCAGGACCAGACAGUUAUCGCCGUCAAGGCCCCGUCAGAAACCAAGCUGGAGGUGCCAGAGUCCUCAAAGGGCUCCCAGCAGAUCUACCUGAAGAGUCAGAACGGACCCAUUCAGGUGUACCUCUGUCCCGAGGAGGGCCUGGAGGACGCCAGCCCUGUCAAGAGCGCCGCAACGCCCGGGAAAGAGUACCCACGCCGCCCUGGGGCUCACUCCGCCACCCCCUCACCCGCCAAAGCACAUACGCUGUACACCACCGUGAAACUGGAGCCCCAGUAUAACGCCGCCAAACAGGAACCACGGUGUACCGCUGUCAAACUGGAGCCCACAGAGGCCCCGCCUCCUGUGGUGGAGUUCUCCAGGCCUGCACCCACGGUCCCGGACAACUCCGCCCCCUCCGCCACCACCCUCCUGGACGUGGAGGGUCUCCUGGGCCUGCCCCCCAGUCUGCUCCAGAUGACGGAGGACCAGCUGCCGGGGGCCGGGUUCGCCCCCGAUCCCAGCGGCCCGUUCGUGAGCUUCUCGCCACCGCUCGACCACGAUGACUACCUCUGGGGGAUGGAGGACGGCGAGGGCGUGUCCGACUUCUUCGACACCUACGACCUGGGCGACCUGCUCCGCAGCUGAGGCGGGCAGAGAUUGAGACUUGGGCUGUUUUGUAGCGGGCCCAAAACACAUUUUUAUGCGGGUACGGUGUGACUAACUGGUCUAGACAUAGUAAUAGUUAUUAUUUAUUCAUGACCCAAGGUGAUCAGGCAGCAGUCGUUACGACCCUCCCAAACACGGCUGUUGAAUCCCAGAACAAUCUCAGUCCGAAGCCUAGAGGGGCGGGGCUACGCGUUGAUUUGGGAUUUUAAAGGGGGCGGGGCUAAGAGUUGAUUUGGAAUUUUAGAGGUGGCGGGGCUAGCAGUUGAUUUGGUAUUUAGCGGGGGGUCACCUGCACCAAAAGGGCCAGGGGUUUUUGCUCGCAGCAGUGGGUGAGUCGUUGUGCGGAAGCUGUGAACCUGGACAGAGUCAGUAAGUAGAGUGAGUAGAACUAGUCUGUAAUUAUGUGCCUGUGAAAACCUUCGCCUGACACGGGAAACCUCAAGGUCACAGUAACUAUUCAGGCUGUGCACAUAUAACCCCUGGUCGUAUUUGUGAAGGACGCCUCCUCGCUAGAGGGAUUUGGGGGGUCAAUAUUACAGUGAUACACUAAGAAGCCAUCAACCUUAGCUUUAGUCAUGUCUAUUCCAGAUGAAUGACUUGUGUCGGAAAAACAGCGUGCCGCUUUGUGUAAUUUGUACAUAUAUUUUAUAUUUUUUUAGGGGGGUUUAGACUAAGUCCUGGAUAUGCACUGAUGUGUUUGUGCUUUUUUGUGUCCAGAUUAUGAAGCUCUUGGUGUUAUGGUUUGUGUGUUUGUGCUGGGUGCAAAUUUAAACUGCAAAUUUUUUAUGCACAUCUUUUAAGCACAACAAAACAACUGGGGCAUUGUGGGGGGUAUUAUAUUAAUUACUCUCAGGAAUUCUGUCUUUUCCAGUCAAUGUUUAUAGUACCUCUCUUUGGCCACUAGAGGACAGGAUUAUACUACUUCAGCUGUAUCUCUGAAGUUCUGCUGAGUUGAAUCACAUCACUGUACAUGAAGCUAAACUAGGGUCGUGUUCAUUAGGUCGAAAACGUUUUGAAACGGAAGUCAUGCAGGUUUAGUACAACCUGGUAACUGUGCCCGUUGUAAAAUGUACUGAAACAUGGCCCAUGCUGAACACGACCCAGGGCUUAACCUUGAGUCUCUGGCACAGUGAACUUUCAACAAGGUGUAGGAUUGUGGGUAAUGUAGUUGUUGGGUAUUCCCAAGACAU